AUGCCCCGGUAUCCUGGAAAACGAAAGUCCGAUGCAGUCACCUCGGAUACGAAUAGCCACGAUAAUGGGGACUUUCGUGCAUCUAAGAUCAGUCGGACCACUGUACCUGAUCUACCAGUGACCACUCCUGGUCAAAGACUUGGUGAAACUGCCGACUACAUCCCGCUUGAGAGAGCCGAUUACAUCCCACUGACCCAGGUCUCUGGAGCUGAUGAGGAUGAUGCUCAGGCCGAAGAUCUCGUCCAGGGAACUCAAGGUGCGGAUGAAUCUUCAGUUUCCAGCGCGACACUUUACGGAAGAAUUGAGGGGAAGAUUGUGGGAGUCCGCUAUUACAGAGGAUAUGCUACUCCUGGUGAACAUGUUGUGUUGAAAAGAGAGCCCACAAAUCAAUACGAUCGCAAUGCGAUUCGUGUCGAUAAUGUCAUGGGCGCCCAAAUUGGACACAUUCCACGAAACCUGGCUGCAAAGUUGGCACCUUACAUGGAUUCUCAUGACCUCUCUGUGGAAGGUGUUCUAACGGGCAGGAUUGGAGCGUUCGACUGCCCCGUGCAGCUGAGACUUUAUGGCACGAAUGAUCCCGCUUUGAAAGAUAACUUGAAGAAGCGAAUGCAGCAGGAUAAACUACCAGUGAAAGAGUUCAUUGAAGCAGAGCGGGAGCAACGGCGGCAGGAGAAGGAGCGCGAACAAGAACGCAAGGCGGCUGAGAAGAACGCGCGUGCUAUGGCUCUCGGUAAAGCUGCCCAGCAAUGGCAGCAGAAUGAGGAUCCGACGUAUGCAAACCUUUCAUCCGCAACCGGGCUGGGCGAAAACGAGAGUUUGGAGGAACUCCUUCAACAGAGCAGCUAUUUCAAUCCCCGGGAUAUUGGCAAAGUUGUCGAAACCUUUGGACAGAAGGAAGCCGAUUUGGAAAAGAUGCCCAUGGUUCCCUCCCCUCCAGGUCUAUCUACGGAGCUUCUACCAUACCAGCGACAAGGCCUUGCGUGGAUGAUCAAUCGAGAAUCUCCUUCCCUCCCAGCCCCGGGUUCCGAUGCAAUCGUUCAACUGUGGAAGCGCGACGGGGCAAAAUUUACCAACAUCGCAACCAACUAUUCCACGGCAACUGAGCCGCCGCUUGCGAGUGGUGGCAUUCUUGCGGAUGACAUGGGCCUUGGCAAAACCAUCCAGAUCAUAUCCUUGAUCAUGGCGAACCCUACUCCUCGGACAUCGGCAUCUAGCAAGACGACCCUCAUUCUUGCCCCAGUCGGUGUUAUGAGCAAUUGGAGAAAUCAAAUUCAAGAUCACACUCAUAGUGAGACUCGGCCGCGAGUCUUGAUCUAUCAUGGUUCCGGUAAAAAAGAAAAGGCCAACCUGGCAGAAUACGACGUGGUGAUCUCAAGCUACGGUGCUCUCGCGAUGGAAUUUGAGCCAAAUGCAAAGAAACCGCCUGCGAAGGGUAUUUUCUCUGUUCACUGGCGCCGUGUGGUUCUAGAUGAGGGUCACACCAUUCGUAACCCUCGCUCUAAGGGCUCUCUUGCGGCCAGUGCCUUGCGAGCUGAUUCUCGCUGGACUUUGACCGGAACGCCAAUCAUCAACACUCUCAAGGACCUCUACUCUCAAGUCCGCUUCCUGCAGAUGUCUGGUGGCCUGGAAGACCUGAGUGUGUUCAAUAGCGUCCUGAUUCGCCCACUUACAAGUGGGGAUCCCGAGGCUCGCUUGCUUCUCGAGGCUCUCAUGGGAACCAUCUGCCUACGCCGAAGAAAAGAUAUGAACUUUAUCAAUUUGCGACUGCCCGAAAUGACCUCACGGGUUCUUCGCGUCAAGUUCCAUCCCCAUGAGCUGGAGAAGUACAGCGCUUUCCAGAAUGAGGCGAAAGGUGCUCUUCUCAAUCUCAAGGACAAAGAGGGCAGCUACUCCACUCUGUUGGAGGUCAUUCUACGCCUUCGCCAAGUCUGUAACCACUGGGCUCUUUGCAAAAACCGCAUUGAUAAGCUCAUGGGAGAUCUUGAGAAACAUAAAGUUGUCCCUCUCACACCCGAGAACAUGAAGGCUCUCCAGGACAUGUUGCAGAUUCAGAUUGAGAGCCAGGAGUCCUGUGCUAUUUGUCUUGAUAACCUUGAACUUCCAGUUAUUACUGCUUGUGCUCAUGCCUUCUGCCGCGGUUGUAUUGAGCAAGUCAUUGAGCGGCAACACAAGUGUCCGCUCUGCCGCGCGGAAAUCAAGGACAAUUCCAGUCUUGUAUCUCCCGCAGUUGAGAUGGGCGAGGACGCCGAGACGGGUGUUGCAGACCCAAAUAACCCGAGUAGCAAGAUCGAAGCGCUCAUGAAGGUUCUCACAGCACAGGGCCAAGCACCUGGCACCAAGACGGUGUUAUUCAGCCAAUGGACCUCUUUCCUCGAUCUCGUCGAGCCCCAUCUGGAACAGCGUGGUAUCAAGUUCGUGCGCAUUGAUGGCAAGAUGCAAUCUGUGAAGCGCGACAAUUCCAUCAACGCCUUCACUCACGAGCCAGAUUGUACUGUUCUACUCGCCAGUCUUAGCGUCUGCAGUGUCGGUCUCAACCUCGUGGCAGCAAAUCAGGUCAUCCUGGCUGAUAGCUGGUGGGCACCUGCCAUUGAAGACCAGGCAGUUGACCGUGUUUAUCGUCUUGGUCAGAAACGUGAGACUACUGUGUGGCGCUUGGUCAUGGUGAACAGUAUUGAAGAGCGUGUGCUCGACAUCCAAGAGCGGAAACGCAAACUCAUGCUUGCUGCGUUCCGUGAGACAGCCAAAAAGAAGGCCGAAAGCACUGCUACUCGGAUUGCCGACUUUGAGACUCUUCUGGGCUAA
Molecule: messenger RNA, 2802 nt
Organism: Penicillium daleae
Lineage: Eukaryota; Fungi; Ascomycota; Eurotiomycetes; Eurotiales; Aspergillaceae
Exons: 4
Coding region: 1-2802 (933 amino acids)
Molecular function (GO): ATP binding; nucleic acid binding; hydrolase activity, acting on acid anhydrides, in phosphorus-containing anhydrides
Source: RefSeq, a predicted model, not a curated record